Molecule: messenger RNA, 618 nt
Organism: Aegilops tauschii subsp. strangulata
Lineage: Eukaryota; Viridiplantae; Streptophyta; Magnoliopsida; Poales; Poaceae
Source: RefSeq, a predicted model, not a curated record
AUGGAGAACUCGAAGCACGCCGGCGGAGGACUCGAGCAGCAGCAGCAGCCUGCCGGCGUAGUGCUUGAGCACCUCCAGCUUCAGUGCUACGAUGACUACUUCAUCCUGAAGAAGGACGCCAUGGGAUGCUUCUCUGGUUACCAGAAGUGCACGACCGCACUCCGGAAGAUUGCAUAUGGUACGACUGCUAAUUCGUGGGACGAGUACCUAUGGAUGUCUGAGAGCACAUGCGGAAAUGCCAUGAACUGCCCGAAGGCUUUACAAGGGCAAUAUCAGGGUCAUGUUAAGAAGCCAACCAUCAUUCUUGAAGUAGUUGCAUCACAGGAUCUUUGGAUUUGGCACGCUUUCUUUGGCAUGCCCGGGUCUCACAAUGACAUCAAUGUGCUGCAACAAUCGCCGUUGUUUGCGAGGCUGACUCAAGGAAAAGCUCCUCCUUGCCACUAUACUGUCUGUGGACAUGAGUACAACAUGGGCUACUAUCUGGUUGACGGUGUCUAUCCUUCAUGGGCUAUGUUUGUCAGCACCAUCUCAAACCCAGUUGGAAAGAAAGAAAGUCACUUUUCCCAAAGACAAGAAGCAGCUAGAAAAGAUGUCGAGAGGACAUUUGGAGUUCUGUAG